AUGGUAAGCGUCAUCAGCCCGCGCCACGACGACGAGUACAAGUCCGCGAGCAUCCCACCGAGCCCGACGCACACGCACUUCGACGGGGCGAGCGUGAAUGGCGCCGCGAGCGAGUUUGACGGCACCACGAUGCGCUCGCGCAGCGGGUCGGCACACAGCCGGGCCAAGCUCAUCUCGCCACAGCCUCCCGACGACCAGGAUCCGAAGGCGUCGUCGAAGAAAGGGAAGAAUGUGAACGGCGGCGACGGCGAGGACCAGCCAGACGACAAAGACUCGCCGCGGCCGGCACUGGACCUCUCCGCGGAUGACGCGCUCGACGCGGGGCCUUUCGCGUUUAAGCCCUUCAGACUCGCGUCGCUUGUGGAUCCCAAGUCCCUGUCCUCGUUGGAGCAGAUGGGCGGUAUCGAAGGCCUGCUGAGGGGCCUCGGGACGCAUGCGAAGCAGGGGCUUUCCGCCGUUGCUAUCACAGAGGCGACAGACUCGAAGCCAGGUAUAAGUGCCGGUGAGGGUGAGGGUGCGGGACAGCGCCACGACCGACCACAGGAAGAUUCGGGGCGACCUCAGUCCGGUGAAACCGAGGAGGAAGUCGUCCCGGGCAUCGUUGUGACAGGUCCGGGCAGUGAGGUUGACGUUACCCGAAAGUCGAAUUUGGCGGACAACCAAAGCGACGACGAGGUGGGCGAGAAGGCAUAUGAUGCCUCGAUGGAUGAGCGACGACGCGUUUUCGGUGCGAACGUCCUCCCGACACGCAAGACAAAAUCGCUGCUGCAGCUGAUGUGGCUCGCGCUGAAGGACAAGGUCCUGGUCUUGUUGAGCAUCGCUGCUGUCGUGUCUCUUGCACUCGGUUUCUUCCAAGACUUCGGCACACCAAGGCCCGCCGGCGAGCCUCCAGUCGACUGGGUCGAAGGUGUUGCGAUUAUUGUUGCUAUCCUCAUUGUCGUCCUUGUUGGCUCGGUGAACGACUGGCAAAAGGAACGUCAAUUUCAAACCCUCAACGAGAAGAAAGAGGAACGUGGUGUCAAGGUUAUUCGCGCAGGCAACGAGCGCGUCGUUGACGUUCACGAAGUCGUCGUCGGCGACGUCGCGAUUCUCGAACCGGGCGAGAUCAUACCGUGCGACGGCGUUUUCCUCGGUGGCCACAAUGUCCGAUGCGAUGAGAGCGGUGCGACCGGCGAAAGCGACGCGAUCCGGAAGAUCGACUACGAGGAGGCACUCCGUGCGCGAGACGGACACAGCGAACACGGCUCGCACGCGGACUGUUUCAUGGUCAGCGGGAGCAAGGUGCUUGAGGGUUAUGGGAGCUAUGUUGUGAUCGCUGUUGGUCCCAAGAGCUUCAAUGGGCGUAUCAUGAUGGCGCUCCGUGGCGACACGGAAGACACGCCCCUGCAGCUCAAGCUCAACGACCUCGCGGAGCUGAUCGCGAAAGCGGGCAGUAUCGCGGGGCUCGCGCUGUUUGUCGCGCUCAUGAUCCGGUUCUUCGUCCAGCUCGGCACGAACGACCCUGCGCGCACGGCGAACCAGAAGGGCAUCGCGUUCGUCAAUAUCUUGAUCAUCUCGGUGACGUUGAUCGUCGUGGCCGUUCCUGAAGGGCUGCCAUUGGCGGUGACGCUGGCGCUCGCGUUCGCCACGAAGCGAAUGACGAAGGAGAACCUUCUGGUCCGCGUGCUCGGUUCCUGUGAGACGAUGGCGAACGCCAGUGUGGUCUGCACCGACAAGACUGGUACGCUCACGCAGAACAGCAUGACCAUCGUCGCUGGCACCGUUGGCAUCCACUGCAAGUUCGUCCGCAACCUCUCGGACAACAGGUCGCGCACGAACGCGGAGGGCGACCAGCAGACGCAAGACAGGCAAGCGGAGGACGUUCUCCAGGGCGCCCGUCCGACGAACGGCAAGAGGAAGCACUCCCAGGACUUCUCGAUCGAUCAGAGCGAGAUGAACAGGUUCCUCCAUCCGGCGCUGCGUGAGCUCUUCAACGAGGCGAUCGCGAUCAACUCGACGGCCUUUGAGGACACGGAUCCGGACACGAACGAACUGGUGUUCAUCGGGAGCAAGACGGAGAUGGCGCUGCUCAAGUUCGCGAAGGAGCUCGGCUGGGCGGACUACAAGAAGACGCGCGAGGCCGCGGACAUCGUGCAGAUGAUCCCGUUCUCGAGCUCGCGCAAGGCGAUGGGCGUCGUCGUCAAGCUGGGCGACGGCAGGUGCCGCUUGUACCUCAAGGGCGCGAGCGAGAUCCUCGCGCGCAAGUGCACGAGCUACGUCACCGUGACGCGGGGCGGGGACGCCAGUGAGUCGGCCGGUGUCGAGACGAGGGAGAUCGACGACCUGGCGAGGGAUAAUGUGUCACGGACGAUCAUCUUCUAUGCGAACCAGACGCUGAGAGCGAUCACGCUGUGUUAUCGUGACUUCGAAUCCUGGCCGCCUGCAGGUGCGUCGUAUACUGCGGAUGACGAGGUCGAGUACGAAGAUUUGGCCCGGGAUUUGACUCUCAUCGCGAUCACGGGCAUCGAGGACCCUCUGCGAGAAGGUGUCCGUGAAGCUGUCGCGGACUGCUUCAAGGCUGGCGUUACUGUGAAAAUGUGCACUGGGGAUAACGUACUCACGGCACGCUCUAUCGCGCUUCAAUGCGGCAUCUUCUCUGAGGGCGGCCUCAUCAUGGAGGGCCCUGUAUUCCGGAAACUAAACGACCAAGAACUCCUGGAAGCUGUCCCGCGGUUGCAAGUGCUUGCACGGUCAUCUCCUGAGGACAAGAAGUUGCUCGUUGAGAAGCUGCGUGAGCUCGGCGAGAUUGUCGGUGUCACUGGCGACGGUACGAACGACGGGCCUGCCCUCAAGACCGCGGACGUCGGCUUCUCUAUGGGUAUCGCGGGCACGGAAGUUGCGAAGGAGGCGUCCGACAUUAUCCUCAUGGACGACAACUUCGCGUCGAUCGUGAAGGCGAUCAUGUGGGGUCGCUGCGUGAACGACGCGGUGCGCAAGUUCUUGCAGUUCCAGCUCUCGACGAACGUCACGGCCGUCGUGGUGACUUUUGUUUCGGCCGUUGCAUCGGCGUCGGAGUCGUCUGUGCUCUCGGCGGUGCAGCUGCUGUGGAUUAACAUCAUCAUGGACACGUUCGCAGCGCUCGCUUUGGCUACGGACCCUGCAUCUCCCGCGCUCUUGGACCGCAAGCCGGAAGGCAAGACCGCCCCGCUCUUCUCGGUCAACAUGUACAAGCAGAUCAUCGGGCAGUCUGCGUACCAGAUUCUGAUCGUGUUGCUCUUCCACUUCUUGGGCGCCCAGAUUUUGGGCUUCGACCCGAAAUAUAGCUCCACGGUUUCGCAAACUACGGUGUUCAAUAUCUUCGUGUUCGCACAGAUCACGAACUCGGUGAACUGCCGGCGUCUGGACAACCGUCUGAAUAUCUUCGAGGGCAUCACGCGGAAUUACUACUUCAUGGCGGUCACGCUCAUCGAGGUCGCCGUGCAAAUCCUGAUCGUCUUCGUCGGAGGUGCUGCAUUCAGCGUCACGCGCAUCGGCGGCGCUGAAUGGGGUAUCAGUCUGGCUCUAGGCCUCGUCUCCAUUCCUCUAGGGGCCCUCAUUCGCUGCAUCCCCAACGAGCCGGUCGAACGGCUGUUGAAGGCCCUGCAUAUUAUGUCGAAUCCGGCGGUUCUCCCGACGACGCGCACCGAUGGCGACUGGAACACUGCGAUUGAACUCGUGCGGGAUAAUCUCAACACGUUCGCGCAUGUUCGCGGUGGUCGUAUGCGUGCGUCGUCCUACGUGGACAGGAGUCGCAAAGCCCGUCCGCUUCCUGAGACUGAACUCGGCUUGCCAUCUAUUAUGACCAUGGUCCCGACGCUGAUUGCGUCAUCCAUUGGACGGGCACCAUUGAGCCCCAACGGGCUUGCCGACCCGACACAGUUCGACCCCUCGAAAUCCUCAGCUGCGCUGUGGGAGGGCAGGAUCCAAGUACACCCAGACACGAAGCCCGAUGACCCCACCCGCCAACGGUGGGAGAACGAACCUAGUCCUUGCUAA
Rhodofomes roseus is the source of this 4014-nucleotide messenger RNA. RefSeq names its product calcium-translocating P-type ATPase. Gene Ontology annotation, biological process: intracellular calcium ion homeostasis; calcium ion transmembrane transport. Bases 1 to 4014 code for a protein of 1337 amino acids. The record is from RefSeq and is a predicted model, not a curated record. The transcript has 8 exons. NCBI's taxonomy places the organism in Eukaryota, Fungi, Basidiomycota, Agaricomycetes, Polyporales, Fomitopsidaceae. Gene Ontology annotation, cellular component: intracellular membrane-bounded organelle; membrane. Gene Ontology annotation, molecular function: P-type calcium transporter activity; ATP hydrolysis activity; ATP binding.